This is a messenger RNA of Trypanosoma brucei brucei TREU927, 2076 nucleotides long. Its product is annotated as retrotransposon hot spot (RHS) protein, putative. The transcript has a single exon. NCBI's taxonomy places the organism in Eukaryota, Euglenozoa, Kinetoplastea, Trypanosomatida, Trypanosomatidae. The record is from RefSeq and is a predicted model, not a curated record. The coding region runs from base 1 to 2076 and encodes 691 amino acids.
AUGAUUCAAAACAACGGCAAUAUGGGAAAUACUCAGAAUGUGUUUAACGAACGGUUUAAUCGUGCACAAGGUGAAGUGCAGGAACGAGGUGGACGACAGAUGCAGAAUCCAUCGGUAACUGGAAAAAGGAAAUCUCGUGAAGAGGAGUUAUAUGAGUCUCUGUAUUAUGCGAAGUGGAGUUAUGUGAUGUCAGGUUAUAAUCAAGAGCCACUCGGUAUGAAGGUAUUCUUUGGAAGACCACAACACAUAUGGACGGAAGAAGAAGUGGAUAUAACUCCUGAACAUUGUGAAGUUGAUGCGGAACUUGAGGAGAGACCCACUGGCCUGGAGAUCUUUGUCCUUACAUCAAAGAUGGGUUGGCCAUCAGCUACGUUUCAAUUAGGUAUCAAUGAUGAAAGUGGUAUAAUGGACAAUAAUGUCUACAUCCGUCGUGAAAUGAUGCGUGUGUGGUAUAUAAUACAACGAAAAUUAAAUGCAUGGUGGGUGCAAAAGACAGAGAGCACACCACCAACACACAUUGUCAUUGGUAUUCCAGGGACUGGAAAAUCAUGUGGAGUUGGAUCAUUUUUACUUCAUUCCCUACUUCACUUCCAUGAAGGAAUGCUUGAUGUCGUUGUGUAUUUCACGGAUGUGGACGCCUACCUUAUAUACAACAAGAAGGGGAAUGAGGAAGGGAGGGUUGUAUUGUACAAGAGAAAAGACGUCACUAAUGUUAUUAAAGAAAUGCGUUUGAAAAAAAGAGGGCAUAUUAUUUUUGAUACUGAUGGACCUGAUGAGACUCCGCCUUAUGAGACCCAAUAUCUUGGGUGGGGAAUAACUACACUCAACACUCCGGAUACAUACUAUUAUAAACAUUGGGAGAAGGACUAUUUCAGUUGGAAUGUGAUUUUAAACUGCGAUGACGUACGUGACAUUAAGGCGUUUGUGGCCUGGAAGAAACUGUCCCUAUUUCCCAACUAUACGACUCUCGAUGAAAAUGCUCGUGCGAAGGUUAAGGAAGAGCUAGAGGAUGAGUGGAGGUUAGUGGAGAGACGUGUUGACGUUGUGGGGCCGCUGCCUCGUUAUGUUUUCAGCAAGCAAAGUUACACCAACCGGCUGCAGGAUAUCAGUGAUUACCUAAGAAGCCUAGAAAAUGAGAAGAAAGAAGAGUAUGAAACGAUUCUGGAAAAAUAUUUUACGUGGAAAAGUGAAAAAGUGGUUCACAGUUUAGUGAAGAUUGUACGGGAGGGGGGCAGAUAUGACGACCUCGAAUCAUACCACUGUAGACCUCUAUCAGUUGCCAUUGGGAAUAUGAUACUCUGUACGCUGUUUUCAACUGUUGCAACACUGAUGGUUGAGAAACAUAGUGAAAGCGUAUACGGUAAGGUCGGAGCCUACUCGCUUGAAACAAGGGCUUUGGUUUCACUUCUCUUUCCUAGAGUCUUUUGUGUGGUCACAAAACAUUUGAACUACCUCCGAAGACUCGGAGAGACGGAAGACAAGCGUAGCAUCCUGAAAGAUAUGACCCCACAACAGUUUCAAAUUUUUGAACAAAAGUUCUUACCAAAAACUGGACAGAAUGCAAUUGGAAACUGUAAAUACAAGGUGCUCUACAGGUCAUUGGAGGAGAGUAAGCUUUUUGUGGAUGGCUUUUUCUUUGUGGAAGAUUGCUCUAGAAGGGUUGCGGAUAUGAGGGAUGGUUUUCCACAACUGGGAGUUGCCUCAAAGACUAUUGUGCUUAUUCAAAUAACAGAUAAUUACAGGAAAGAAGCAAGUGUUUCAGAGUUACAGGAAUUUAUGACAAACAUUGCAAGGUAUUUUUCCGAUUGGGAUACCUUUUCUCGUAACAUGGCAUGGGAGAUGAUAUAUGUUAAUGCUAUUUAUGGUGGUGUGAUUAAGACGCGGCAACGAUGUGUGAACAACAACACCGCUGAUGCUGAGCAACAAACUGAGGAAACACAAGUAUUUUGGGAUGGUAUUGACCAGUAUCAAAUAACAUUUGAUAACAAGAUACAGAAAGAGCUUAUAAUAGCGUAUCAUGAAGAGAGAAAAUAUCGAGAUGCACCAGCAUUCACACGGAAACGAGGUCAUGAGUAG